Molecule: messenger RNA, 4114 nt
Organism: Coccinella septempunctata (seven-spotted ladybird)
Lineage: Eukaryota; Metazoa; Arthropoda; Insecta; Coleoptera; Coccinellidae
Product: neural cell adhesion molecule 2-like
Exons: 8
Coding region: 508-1782 (424 amino acids)
Cellular component (GO): neuron projection
Molecular function (GO): protein binding
Source: RefSeq, a predicted model, not a curated record
CACGUGUGCAGUCACUGGAUUACGUAAGAUGUAAUCAAUAUCGCAUUUAACUUGAUGAACCCUGACUGCAUCUAAUCAGACCUGAGUAAUACGUUUGUAGCAGUAGCCGCGAUAAUACCAAUUCUAAUAUUGCAAAUUGAUGCUGAUACAAUGACGAAACUGAUUUGGAGUAUCUAGUGGUAGUUGAUUGUGUUGGUUAGUUGAUCUAUACCUGUACGACGCCAGCCUAGUCCCGAAACAUGGCCGUGUACGGGAUUUCUCUAGGACCAUUGAAGAUCUUCAUCAUUACCAAUAUUGGCCCAAUAUUCAAUCCAAUUAUUGUUCACAGUGAUGAAAAAAUAGUUUGACAUUUUCUGUUGAUGAAAUUUUUUCCAUACAAGAAUUAAUUUCUUCACUUGUUGCACUAUCAACUCCUCCUGACUGCUUAUUCCAAUUGGUAACACUCCAACUGGUCGCCUACAGGGUGUUUUCAAAGGAAUGAUUUCGAAGGCUAGACGCUGAAUCAUAAUGACAUCCUAUGUGAUCAUUUGCCUGAUGUUCAUGGUUAUAAAAUUGAUUCAAGGAUCUCUAGUGGUAACCCAAGACAUCGCCGUCAAAGUGGUCAAUUCGACAUUUUUCGUUUCUUGCUACGACCCAGAUAACAGCAGCGUGGUGGUAACAUGGAUAGGACCUCGAGGUCCACUAGGACAUCACACGAGACCGAAGGUUCAGACGGGAUCGGAUGGUACAAGAAUUCUCUUCAUCAACACCACGCUCGAUGAUGGCGGAAAAUACGUUUGUACGACAUCGGAGAAUGACAGGGCUGAGUUCCGGUUGACAGUUGAAGCCCCCUUGGAGUUCAUGGACACCCCCACCGAGCAAAAGGCCUCCGAGGGAAGCGAUGUGACUGUUCGAUGUGAGGUCCGGGGUGGCCGCAGGACCUGGUCCUACGAGGAUAAUAACGAGAUCAACGAUACAAGGAUAGAUAUAAUAGGAGAUGGACUCCUAAUACGAAAUGCUAGCAGAAGAGACUCGAAAGUUUAUAUCUGCAAAGCUGUACAACCAAAUACUGGAACCAUCAAAGAUAGAAGGAUAAAACUGACGAUAGAACAUGCUCCAACAUUUAUCACUCCGCAGGCUAAAGAAGAUCACGUGUACGGAUAUCUGAACGGCUAUGCUAAUCUGACGUGCUUCGUGGAAGCCGAGCCGAAAGCCAAGUUCGAGUGGCUGUCAUCCCCUACGAAAGUUCGGAAGACUGGGAAUGUGACUGAAUCACCGAACCAGUCGAUUUUGCAGCUGAAACUUGAGAAAUUGACGUUUGGCAAGUACAAAUGCCGGGCCUCCAACCGUUGGGGCAAGGCGGAACGAGUAAUUAUCCUGGAGGAGGGGGUUAAACCCGAGCCCCCCGAAUUCCUGGAGCUACGCGGGGCCAACUCAGACCUCCUCGACUUGGGCAUAAAGGGUCCGGACAUGAGGAAGCUGAAUGCCAGCGACAGCAUGAGGCCGAUCGGAUUCAACGUCAGGUUCAAACCCCACAAGGAGGAUGGAGGCGAUUGGUGCCACAGAGAAUUCAACGUGUCGCAGGACAAUUCGUACGUUUUACGACAUCUGAACCACAACACCGAAUACGAAGUGGAAGCAGCCACCAGGAAUUUAGCGGGUUUGAGCGAAUACAGCAACACUUCAAUCUUCAGGACGCUUCCUUCAGUAAACGAUAAUGGCUUCAACUUGGAGCCUGAAUUAGUCUUCGUUUUAAUUCCAGUUACAUUCCUCUUGACAUCUACCACAUUCCAUAAGCUUUGAGAAACGUGACAUUCUUCUCCGAAGAUAUAUUUUUUGGUUUUAUUAUCCCUGUCGGGUUUUGUCGAGGUUGAGAGAUGAAUAAUCAAAAAAAUUCGGGAGUUUUGCAAAGAUUGAGGUAUUUUUUUGCGGUUGGAAGGGCAAUCAAUAUUUUAAACCAAAGAAAAUUGCUGAGAUUUUUUCUUUACUUUUCUUUCUGCUACUCGUAACUUCGUUCUUGAGAAAAUAUAAACUUAAAUGAGAUUUAGAGCAUGGAAACGGAAAUGCCAGACACAAAACAAUAAUCACCCACAAAAGAAAUGUGCAUAGAUACCCUAAUGUGCAGAGUGUAAGUUAAAACUGGGAAAUAAGAUCGAUAUUUGAUGUGAAAUUUUAAUGCUCUGUAGGUGACAUUGUUCUUAUUUUUUUGAUUCGUACUAAUCCUUUCUUUUGAAGCAACACAACCUUUGAGUGAAAGAGACAUCUGAUGUAACUAAGCCGUACAUAUUUCUUAUAAACGGCACCUCCUAAGCUCAGUAAUGGAUGAGACAAAAGCUUUAAUUUCAGUGAACAAUAACACGAUGAUUUCCUAUCGAAAAUAUUACAAUAUUAACAAAACAUACACUGAAAACCGAAAUGAAAAGUUUUCUUUGCGCUGGAGCCUCCAGCUGACAUUGAAUCAGAUCUAUAAUGAGAAACUGAGACUAGUACAUAAUAACUAUGUAUGAGCAAUGUUGAUUUUCACCUGGGAUUGCAUAUAAAAUAUUUCUGCGAUUGUUAUAGAAAAAAAUGCAGAAAAUUCUUAACUAUCUGGAAUUAAAAUCGAAAUCGUGAAACUUAGGAUGUAAGAAACCAAAAACCAAGUGGCGUCAGUCAUGCUCCAUCAGAAAACUGCGGAUGAAAACUACGACACUUUUAUAUCCAACUUGAUUGAAAGCUUUCAAGUAUUGAUUUUAAUGUAUACAAUUUAGAGCAGAUGGUAUGUAAUAAUCAACCUCGAAGAAGACCCUUCCAUGAAUAAAUUUGUGAUUAAUACCUCUAUACGGUAGUAAAAACUUGUUGGAAUUAGGUGUACAUACCAAAAAUACUAUAAAUCGAUGUAGUUUAUUAAUUCACAAAUCAAUCAUCACCAUAAGUAUCUUUGCAUUCAUGGUUCAUUUAAAAAUGCAUUGUGCACAGUUUCCCAAUGAAAUACGAAAAUAUGUUAUCAGUAAUAUCAGCUUUGGUCUAUAGGUAUCUACUUAUAAGUUGUUUAUUGAAGAGAAAAAAUGUCAAUCCAUUUGAGAAUUUCUUUUUUCAUGAAAUAAAAGAGUGAGUUCUUGCACAUGUUUUCUCGAAUAUAGACUAAGGCAUGAUGUUGUAGCCGCAAAUACGUAAUGAGGCUACUGAAGGCUAUUCUCGUUAUAUUUUUUUUAAAUAUUUGAAUACUUAUGUACAUAACAGCAGUUGAUAUUUUUCGGCAUUUUUUCGAGUAGCAGCACUUUGGUUUCCUCAUAGAUGAAAUUUUAAUCAACGUUGACAAUAAACUUUCGCGUCACUCAUUCAGUAUUAUCAUUAUUAUCGUAAAAAAACACUUUUGAUGAAAAGAAAACAUUCAUGUUUAAUAAGGAGGAUUUCAAUAAGAACCAUGCAGAUUCAGUUGAAAUCCACGAUAAAUCCUCAGUUAAUUCCUAGAUCGAUGGUGUAUGCCUUGUUUUUAUAAUAAUACUCGUAUCAUAAAUUAUACUACUUCCGCAUUUUCUAAGUGUUAUUUCAUGAAUGAAUAGGUCAGACUUCCCGCAACUACAAUAUUGCAUAUAAAUUUGAAUCCAUAAAACUUUUGCGGAAACACUGCCUAAUGUGAAGAAUUUCAUAUGAAUCAUUCUUGAUUCACGCAUUUAAACUUUCAACUCUCAAAAGUUUAGACUGUUUUCAUUAAAAAUAUUGAUCGAUCAAAUAUAAUAAUAUACGGCAGGUCAUAUAUGUCUAUUGCCAAGAAAAUAUAUUGAGUUGCUUUACGAAGUAGAGACUAUAGCUUUAUGAUGUUUGGUGCUUAUUGAAAGUUUUAUGCAUUUGUUGAAUAUUCGAAUUCGAAAUUAUUUAUUGAUAGAAGAAAAGUAUAUUUUAUGUAAGGCUGAUAUGUGCCAAGGAAAUCAAUCAAAGUUUUCUGUUGAUUUUUUCAAUGAUGAACGAAACAGAAGCACAUGAUGUUCCAUUAGAAAGUAACAGAAACAUUUAACCCACAAUGAUUCACAUGGGAACACAAUGAUGUUGUUAUUUUUAGUCAUUUAGUGAAAGAGUUUUCAUAAUUGUAAAUAUUGUAUGUAAUAACCUCAAAAAUGAAUGUCUGAAUAAAUUAUCUGUUUAUACAAGCGCA